UUUGUGGUGGAAUAAUAUUCAAAGGGGGAACAACUUUACCUCGACACCGUCCUCAUGCGAAAACUCUGAAAAACUUCGGUAGGGAAUCUUUGUCUUUUAAUCAUUAAAUUAGGGAAAUAGCUUAAUUCCUUAUUCUUCUUAAACGGUAUUUACGAAAUUCUUGACAAUCUUGAGAAUAUGGUAUGACUGGAGAUGUUGCCUAACAUGUUUCCAAAAUCUCUCUUUGACUGGAGAAAUGUCAGGGUACUCUUUUCUAAAUCAUUAUGGCAAGUAUUAUGUAAGCAACAAAAUGCUUACCACCACUGUCCACUGUUUAGAACUAAAUCUAUAAACUUAUUUCCACCAUGUCCAAACUUUCCACUUGUCCCUGCAUUUAUCUGCUGCCAACCAAAAAGGUACAUCGUUAACCAAGCACCUCACCCCUACAAUGUGUCCGAAUUGGUCGUAAGUAUUAAAGAAAAGGCAACACACGUUGAUAAAAUGAUCGCCUCAGUUCCUGACAAAACUAUCUGUAGCUACAUCACUAUACUUGAAGGUCUCAACAUGCCCUUGGACGGGAUAAAAGCACUCUUAGGGGACAACCCGGAAUUGCUGAAGAUUCCUGUAAAAAAUUGGCAAAACGUUCUUAAGACACUGAAUGAUUAUGGUAUCAAAAACAAACCAAUGUUGAAAACUUUACACAACUAUCCCCUUAUUCUUGGCCAGAACCCUAAUCAAUUAAGUACCGUAUUUAACAGUUUACGGACGUUGAAGAUCUCUGAUAACAGCUUGAGGCAGAUGAUCACUCAUAACCCAGAGAUUGUGUCUUUUGAACCAAAUUUGUUGGUGAAGAGAGCAAGGGAAUUACAGACUCUGUUUAAAAUGGAUGAUGUUAUUUUAUUUAUCCGAAAGUCUCCGCACAUUCUCACCGAAGACUGGGAGAUGAUUAGGAAGAAAUUCAAUUAUGUUUUUUCCGAAAUGGGCAUCACACAACCACAGAUGAGAUAUUCAAAUCUCUUUCAUCAUUCCUUGGAUCAUAUCAGAACCAGGCAUCUUUGGGUGUACAGAACUGGUUUCUUCAAGAAAAGCAAACACAAAGAAGAGAAACAAUUGAAUCCUCGCCUUGAUACGAUUUUGGAUUUGUCUGACAAAGAAUUUGCAGAGAAAUUUGGGAAUAUGUCUAAGAAGGAUUACCAAACAUUUUGCAAAUUGCUACAACAAGAAAUUGAAGAUGACUACGAUGAUGACGAGGGUUAUGAUAGUGAUGAUGACGACGAUGAUGACGAUGACGAUGAGGAUGAUGAUGACGACGACGACGAUGAUGAUGAUGAUGAUAAAUGAUGAAUGGUAAUAAUGAUGGUG
Octopus sinensis (East Asian common octopus) is the source of this 1341-nucleotide messenger RNA. Its product is annotated as transcription termination factor 4, mitochondrial. Bases 193 to 1320 code for a protein of 375 amino acids. Gene Ontology annotation, molecular function: double-stranded DNA binding. The record is from RefSeq and is a predicted model, not a curated record. Gene Ontology annotation, biological process: regulation of DNA-templated transcription. Lineage: Eukaryota; Metazoa; Mollusca; Cephalopoda; Octopoda; Octopodidae. The transcript has 3 exons.